CUGAGCUGUUACUGAACUAUAGAAGAGACACAAACUUCCACAUUCAACACAGUUCAAACAUUAACUCUGAUCAUCAUGCUGUCUUUGCUCACAUCUGGAUUUACUCUGCUGGUUCUGCUUAUAGGAACAGGUAUAAACUGUCAACAUCUCACUGCAACAAAGUCUGAGGAGUCAUCUUUAGAGGAAAACUCUGUUACUCUGUCCUGCACUUACUCUCAGAGUGCUGCUUAUGGUGAUUAUAUCUUCUGGUAUCGACAAAAUCCUGGAAAACCUCCAGAGUACCUGGUCUCUCAUUCAGGAACAGGAGAUAAACUCCAGGAUCCAGUUCCUGGUUUCUCAUUCAGAGUUAAUGACGAUAAAACCCAGAUGGACCUGCUGAUCUCCUCUGCUGCAGAGACAGACUCUGCUGUGUACUACUGUGCUGUGAGGCCCACAGUGACAGGAAACACCAGAACUCUGUACAAGAACCUGCAAUACUCCACAACAUCCACUAGAGGGCCUCACACACUGUUCCUCCUCUAUGGUUUGAGGGAUGAUGGAGGCUCCAGGAUGGAGGUGCAGCCUCUGCAGGACAUCAGCACCAUGGACAGAGUUCUGUUCCACCAUCUGGAUGUGUUUCAGUCCAGCUCUGUUCUGCUGUCAGACCACUGA
Messenger RNA from Cyprinodon variegatus (sheepshead minnow), 651 nucleotides. RefSeq names its product immunoglobulin iota chain-like. The record is from RefSeq and is a predicted model, not a curated record. Bases 76 to 651 code for a protein of 191 amino acids. Lineage: Eukaryota; Metazoa; Chordata; Actinopteri; Cyprinodontiformes; Cyprinodontidae. The transcript has 3 exons.